This is a messenger RNA of Talaromyces rugulosus, 837 nucleotides long. RefSeq lists its product as uncharacterized. The transcript has a single exon. The coding region runs from base 1 to 837 and encodes 278 amino acids. NCBI's taxonomy places the organism in Eukaryota, Fungi, Ascomycota, Eurotiomycetes, Eurotiales, Trichocomaceae. The record is from RefSeq and is a predicted model, not a curated record.
AUGAAAUCGGCCAAAAGAAGUCAACUCGUCCAGGUCCUGGAUUCUGCGCCGACCAUAUGGCAAAAUGGCAGGGUUAAGAUCGUUCGUAUUGCUGACAAUGCUGUCGUCAAGUAUGGAUAUGACGUUAAGCUUAGAGAAGCUAGGGCUAUGGCAUUCGUGGCUCAGCAUACCACAAUCCGGCUUCCACAGCUUUUCGAUGCGUGGAUGGAACACGGGGACAAAGACCUGGAUGGUGAAACUGAGAUUUGCUUCAUCGUUAUGAGUUACAUAGACGGACGGUUGCUUGACGAGAUCUGGCCCGAACUAGAUGAUGUCCAUCGGGACGAUAUCCAACAGCAAUUGCAUUAUUUUAUAUGUGAACUCCGCCAAACCGAGAGCGAAUACCCAGGGCCGAUUGGUGGUGGUGUGUGCGAAGGUGCUUUCUUUACUGACUAUGGUGCCGGGCCUUUUACCUCAAAGGAGGAAAUGGAGGCGUGGUUUGAUGAAAGACUUGCUGUCUGCCGUGAUUUUGGCGUUGCAAAGCAAGCGCAGCGAGAGUUUCGCGGGGAGUUCCAGCGCCUGGUCAUGUGUCACAUGGAUCUACACCAACGCAAUAUUAUCAUCGAUUGUCAUGGGAGGGCUUGGUUAAUUGACUGGGGCUACGCAGGAAUGUAUCCAGCAUAUUUUGAAACGGCCACCACUACAAAGCAUAGCAGAGAACCAUACUUUGCACACCUAUUGGAUCUACUAGGGGAUAGCGAGGCGGUUGGUCGCCUGUUUGCAAUAUCCUUUGCAUUGACUACGGGAGCAUUUUGCAAACCUCGCCUUAGUUCUGACCCUCCUUUGGCCCUUGCUUAA